Molecule: messenger RNA, 3114 nt
Organism: Protopolystoma xenopodis
Lineage: Eukaryota; Metazoa; Platyhelminthes; Monogenea; Polystomatidea; Polystomatidae
Source: the annotation of a GenBank genome assembly
AUGGAGGCCCCGCGCAAAGUGUCCUUCGUUUGGCCUUCUUAUCCCUCCUCUUCGUACAUUUCCUCCACAUUCAUCUUCCUUGCUUUAACCCUUCUCAAUGGAAUUGGCCCCUCCAACCCAGCAGUGUCUGCAAAUCCGUUCACUGCUGUACCCUCUAGAGAGUUGGUCCCCCAUGGUGCGGGGAACGUUAGCCAUGCGGCUCCGGAACACGAAGCUCCAGGGGGAGUUUCUGCUGCCGCCUGGAAAUACCAUGAAUUCUCAGUCCAGAUAACAGUAAUGAUUUUCCUCAUUAUUGUUAUCUUCCUCAAAGUAUCAUAUCUUCGUCUGCCAGCUGUAGCUGCUGUGGUACCGGAAUCUCUAUUGUUGAUAGGGCUCGGAACUGUGUUUGGGGCAAUCAUCAACUUCGGCCACGUAACCACUCAAAUUGAGACGUGGAAGUUAACACCAUCCCUUUUCUUUGACUUUCUUCUGCCGCCAAUUGUCCUUGAGUCCGCCUACAACCUCUACAAUCGAACUUUCGGUGAAUUUCUUGGAAUCAUUUUGAUCUAUGCCGUUGUCGGGACUGUGAUACCUUUCCUCAUAAUAGGACCUGUCAUGUACGGCCUGGAACUGGCCGGCGCCAUGGGCCAGCCCAUACUUGAUAUGGACAUAAAAGGUUACCUUUUAUUCAGCUCACUGAUCGUGGCUGUUGAUCCAGUCGCGGUGUUGGCCAUAUUUCAAGACAUUGGAGUUGACUUGGCUCUCUACUACAUGGUGUUUGGGGAAUCUCUCCUCAAUGAUGCUGUGACUGUGGUACUCUACCAAAUAAUGCAAGCUUUCGCUGGAAAGGCUGUAAUCACUGGAGGCGAAAUCGCAGUUGGUUUCGCCUCCUUCUUUACAGUCAGCCUCGGCGGUCUCAUCAUCGGAGUGAUCUUUGGCAUUGCAACCUGCCUGAUUACGCGUUUCACCAGCUCCAUGGAGGUGAUCAUAGUCCUUAUGCUUGGCUACUUCGCCUACACUAUGGCCAAUGUGAUCUCUUGGUCCGGCAUCAUCUCAAUGACAGCGUGCGGACUGGUACAAGCCUCCUAUGCCUUCCACAAUCUACAGCCACACAGUCUCGUAGUCGUUAAGAACGUAACCAAGGUUGUAGCUGAACUCAGCGAGGCUGUAAUCUUCCUCUACAUCGGACUCGAAUUGUUUCGGGAAAACAUGUUCUGGCACACCGGCUUCCAUCUGUGGGGCAUCACGAUCUGCAUUAUUGCCAGGGCGAUCUCUGUCUUCUUGCUCACGGCCAUCAUCAAUUGGGUGCGAGUAGAUGAGUACCGCAUCUCGUUGACCGAACAAAUCAUCAUGAUAUAUGGUGGUCUUCGCGGUGCCGUAGCUUUCUCACUCUCAGUCCUCAUCAAUGAGACCACUCUUGGUGAGGGACAAUUGGGCGUUCGACGCAAGGGGACCAUUGUCACCGCGACACUGUUCAUCAUUCUCUUCACUAUUGUCGGGAUGGGCAUGACAAUGAAACCACUUGUUCGCUUCCUGAAAAUUCGCAUGCGUGUCAGCGAGAAUCUGAGCCUGUUCGGGGAGCUAACCAAGAGUGUGCUCGAUGAGAUGCUGGCAGCAGCCGAGGGAAUCAGUGGCGAAAAGGGCCGCAAUGCUGUGCGUGAGUUCUGCUUGCUCAUCGACGACCGGUAUGUGCGCAAAGUGCUACAGCGUGAUCCAGAGACUCAUGAUCAGAAGAUCGUCAAGGUUUAUGAGAAGAUAGCCCUAAAGCUUCAUUAUGCCACAAUAAGGCCGAGCAAUACGGAGACGGCGCUGGCGGACCUGCCGGAUGGAUUAAAGACACGAUUUCGUGGCCAAAUCAGCUCGUAUCCGAGCGAAUUAAGUAUGGCUUACAUGCAAGGCUCUGAGAGACGGAUGAGUGAAAAGCCCAGGUACAGUGAGAAAGAAGAGAGUCCUGAAUUGACCUUAACGACCGAUAUGCCUUCGGCCUUUAAGUAUCGCAACUCUGUCAUCUUGACGGAGGAAACAUUCGAGAAUCCCGCCCAUCUGAUGCAGGUGUUACGAUCGGCUAAACGAGCCAGCCUCGUGAACCGGGGCAAGAUGCAGGAGGAGUUUCAAUGUACCUUUCUCGAUAUGAUCCGCUCCAAAGGGAUGGCAUUAAGACGGACUUCCGUAGACUACCGCCACAACCGUUCACCAAGCAGUGACUCCAUUUCUCAUGGCCAUCGUCUAACCUUAAUUACAUCUGGUCGAGGUACCUUAGGGCCACCCAUCCUCGAAGAGACAGACGGUCAGAAAAAUUUGGCCUUUGAGCCGGAAGAGGAAGUCGAUCACCUUGAGGAGCCUAGUCCAGCACCAGCAUUGCCAAAUGGUAUAGUAGCGGUGGCAGGCCCUAAGUUGGGAAAACGGAAGGUGCACAAAUCGCAUCGCAUACGGCAUGCAGAUAACGUAAAAACUCAAUAUGUACAGGUCUUACAACCGGAAGUCGAGGAAACCGAUUCCAUAGUUCAGACUGCCACAGGUACGAUAACCCCAGAGAGGGCCUCAAACAAUAUGAAAACUAUUCAAGAAUCAGCCAGUAAGUCAACUCUAUUUGGAGUCCCCUCCACGGGUCAUGAGCUGGCCAUGACGUCAGCCAGCAUCUCGGCUAACCAGCAAGCAAAAUUGUGUCCGGCUUUGCCAGCGACUAGCUCGCAGGAACUUCAAGAGGUGCCAGCCCCUUCUACAUCAAUGCCGUCAGUCUACCAGACAGUGAGGGCAAGCACGAUCAGUCCUCGGCCGUUCGUCUUCACCAUUGGUCCGACACAAAUAGAAGAUAAAAAAUUGGUGGAACCAACAGUAUUAGGGCUCAAUAAAACGACGACGGAAAAAGUGGACGCAGGAGAAUCCAAGGAAAUACCGCAGAAUCAGACAUGUGAACCGAUCGGACGACAAAUGUUCUCAAUCGAAGAAUUAAGGGCGAUAUUGACGCGUUUAGAGGAAGAUGCCCAACGUCAGGUACCAUCCGAUGCUUUGUGGCCAACAACCACUGAAGAAGCUGUCUCGGAUCCGAUGGAUAAAAUGGUGAUCAGCAUCGUUCGCGAUGAAAAAAACAGCUUAUGGCGUGCUGCCAAGAGGAAAAAUGAAGAGGACGUGUAG